Phyllostomus discolor (pale spear-nosed bat) is the source of this 676-nucleotide messenger RNA. RefSeq names its product GTPase IMAP family member 6-like. Gene Ontology annotation, cellular component: cytosol. Gene Ontology annotation, molecular function: GTP binding. The record is from RefSeq and is a predicted model, not a curated record. The annotation marks the transcript as partial. The transcript is spliced from 3 exons. NCBI's taxonomy places the organism in Eukaryota, Metazoa, Chordata, Mammalia, Chiroptera, Phyllostomidae.
CAUGACCUGUGGGCACAUCUGCAGGAGAAGGAAAAGACCCCAAAAAGGCUGAGGCUCCUGCUGGUGGGGAAAAGUGGAAGUGGGAAAAGCGCCACAGGAAACAGCAUCCUGGGCAGGGAAGCCUUCGAAUCCAAGCUCAGCGCCAGACCCGUGACCAUGACCUUCCAACAUGGCUGCCGAGACUGGGCUGGGAAAGAGCUUGAGGUGACCGACACCCCCGAUAUUCUGUCCUCUCGGGUUUCACGGGAAGGGGCAACUCAGGGCCCCUGGGCAGCCAUCGCCUGCUGCACCCCAGGGCCACAUGCAGUGCUGCUGGUGACACAGCUGGGCCGCUUCACAAAGGAGGACCAGGAGGUGGUCAGGCACCUCCAGAAGGUCUUCGGGGUGGGCAUCCUGGCCCACACUGUCCUGGUGUUCACCCGGGAGGAGGACCUGGAGGGUGGCUCCCUGGAUGAGUAUCUGCGGGACACUGACAACCAGGAGCUCGCCGACCUGGACGUGGUUUGUGCACGGCGCCACUGUGGCUUCAACAACAGGGCAGAUGGCGCAGGGAAGGAGGCCCAGCUGACGGAGCUCAUGGAGACCAUCCAGGUGAUCCUGUGGGAACACGAAGGCCGUCCUUACAGCAAGGAGGCUUAACCCUUGCUGCCAGCCCCAUGUCCUGCACACAGAAGGG